UUUUUAUAUAACAAUUUGCUAACAAAUCCGCUAAUAAUUGCCAUAAUUUGCAGUUUGUAUGCAAUCUAUAGAUACUAUGCCUCAAAAUAUACCUAUUGGGAGACACAGGGUGUUAGGACAGCGCCGUUUGGCUAUUGGCAGCGCCUGUAUAAGCGAUGGUUCAAAUGGGAACAGGAAUUGUACGGCCGGUACGGCAAAUGUUUCGGCGUCUACGAGUCUACCCGACCGGUACUAUAUCUGGCCGACCCGGACCUCAUACGGGAUGUUUUGGUCAAAGAUUUUCAUAUAUUUACUAACAGACGGGAUAUAUCAACCGGUCUACUAAUGGACAAAAUAUUACCCAAUUUGAAAAGUGAAAACUGGAAACGGGUUAGGACAGUCGUAUCGCCUACGUUUACAUUGGGAAAGUUACGCAAAAUGUUGCCAUUGAUUGGCGACUGUCUGAAAACGUUGGACAGAAAUUUGGAUACCGCAGCCAAAACUACUACUAACCGGGUGGUUGGCUAUGAUAUGAAACGGCUAUUUUGCGCCUACAGUAUGGAAGUCAUACUACAGGUAUCGUUUGGCAUUAAAGUCGAUGCCAUGAUGGACGCCGACAACCCUAUCAUAGUCAACGCUUGUAAACUACUUAGUCAUGAAUUUGGUCCCAUGUUAUACCUCCUGAUGUUUGUCCCACGAUUGGCCCACUUGAUGAAACUGUCGAUUUUCGAUACCCAGGUCAUUGAAUUUUUUCACCAACUAUCCCUUCAGGUUAUUGAGGAAAGGCGUCAAAAAUCACUGACCGAAAGUCCCGGUACUGCACCCAAACGGGUCGACUUAUUGCAGCUAAUGCUUGACUCUAUCAAUGAUGAUAGUACUGGUAGUAGUGGUAGUACUGGUAGUACUGGUAGUACUGGACCCGAGUUCGCCACCCAUUCAGAUGAUAAAGUGGAUGAAAAAUACAGAGAGUAUAGUAGUAGUAGUAGUAGUAAUGGUCGUAAUAAUAGUAGUAAUACUACUAAUAAUAACAACAACAAUAAUAAAACGGAUAGUUUUAAAAAAUAUCUAACAAACGAUGAACUAAUAGCUUCGUGUGUCGUGUUUUUUGUGGCCGGCUUUGAAAAUAUCAUAACAACCCUAUCGAAUGCCACACAUUUGUUGGCCGCGAAUCCCGAUUGUCAGCAGCGGCUGUACGAUGAAGUGGCCGACUAUUUUCGCGGCCAACACGACCGCCAAUCGGACGAAUCGAUAGCCGAUUACGAAACCUUACAUUCACUGAAAUAUUUGGACGCCGUUAUCAAAGAAACACUGCGUUUAUAUCCUAACUCUAUAGCACUGGAACGGGAGGCUAGCGAUGACUAUCAGUUAGGAGGACCUGAUAAUGGCAUUCAGAUCCGGAAAGGCCAACUGAUUCAUAUACUAACCUAUUCUAUACAUCACGAUCCGGCCAACUAUCCCGAACCGUAUCGGUUUCGACCGGAAAGAUUUCUACCCGAAAAUCAGACACACCAUCCCUAUACUUACCUGCCGUUUGGUGGCGGACCUCGAAAUUGUAUUGGUAUGCGAUUGGCACAGAUGAUUGUCAAACAAGCACUGGUCAAUGCUGUCCAUAAAUAUAGCUUUCAUGACACUGGGAAACCACUGGAGUUUUACAAAUAUCAAGUGUUUGGUAUAAUGACACCCAAAGAGGUUUUUGUUAGGGUUGAGAAACGCCAGUAAAAUAAAUCAAAUAAUGGCAACCAAUGGCAAUAAAUUAAUUAAAAUUAUUUUGAUUUUUUUGUUUGUUAACAUUAUUAGAUUUUUAGACAACAACAAAAUUAAUUAAUUAAUUAUGUUUUAGUAAACAGUAGUGUGUAGUAAAGCAAAUGUUAAUAUCAAUAACAAACAAAAAUAUAAUUA
This is a messenger RNA of Oppia nitens, 1878 nucleotides long. Its product is annotated as cytochrome P450 3A13-like. The record is from RefSeq and is a predicted model, not a curated record. The annotation marks the transcript as partial. Lineage: Eukaryota; Metazoa; Arthropoda; Arachnida; Sarcoptiformes; Oppiidae. Gene Ontology annotation, molecular function: oxidoreductase activity, acting on paired donors, with incorporation or reduction of molecular oxygen; steroid hydroxylase activity; iron ion binding. The transcript is spliced from 7 exons.